Molecule: messenger RNA, 372 nt
Organism: Acomys russatus (golden spiny mouse)
Lineage: Eukaryota; Metazoa; Chordata; Mammalia; Rodentia; Muridae
Product: trypsin V-B-like
Exons: 3
Coding region: 1-372 (123 amino acids)
Biological process (GO): proteolysis
Molecular function (GO): serine-type endopeptidase activity
Source: RefSeq, a predicted model, not a curated record
AUGCUGAUCAAGCUGAGGUCACCAGUCACCCUCAACUCUCAAGUAUCUACUGUCCCUCUGCCGCAGUCCUGCCCAUCAGCCGGCACUGAGUGCCUUGUGUCCGGAUGGGGAGCUCUGAAAUUUGGCUCCGAGAGUCCUUCACUUCUUCAGUGUCUGGAUGCUCCAGUCCUGUCGGACUCUGUUUGUCACUAUGCCUACCCACGUAAGAUCACUAACAGCAUGUUCGGCCUUAGCUUUCUGGACGGUGGAAAGGGCUCUUGCCAGUAUGACUCUGGUGGCCCUGUGGUCUGCGAUGGACAAGUCCAGGGCAUUGUUUCCUGGGGUGAAGGCUGUGCUUGGGAAGGGAAACUUGUUGUGUACUCCAAGGUCUGA